Molecule: messenger RNA, 1498 nt
Organism: Trichoderma citrinoviride
Lineage: Eukaryota; Fungi; Ascomycota; Sordariomycetes; Hypocreales; Hypocreaceae
Exons: 4
Coding region: 1-1497 (498 amino acids)
Cellular component (GO): nucleus
Molecular function (GO): chromatin DNA binding
Source: RefSeq, a predicted model, not a curated record
AUGCCUAGUCGGAGGUCGGGUCGCGCGGCGGCCAAGAAGGCUGCUGCCGCUCUUGGGAGCACGCCCAAGGGCUAUGCCGACAUCGAAGACGAGCCUAUGCCCGACGUCGACGCGGGCGCGGGCGCAAACACUGCCGAUGAAAAAGACGAGGAUGUCGACGAGAACGAGGCCAGGGAAGACGAGUCUGGCGACGACGGAGAAGGCGCCGACAACGAUGGUGACGGCGGCGACGGCGACGGCGACGAGGAAGAAGAGAACGAGGAAUCAGAGGCCUCGGCCAAGGAGCCGACGCCGCCUCCGCAGCCCGUGAUCCGCCGAAAGCGCCUGGGGCGCCCGCCCAAGAACCGGAGGAAGCCGACACGCCGCGCCGGAGAGGUGAUCGAUGCCGAGGGAACCGUUGCCGACAUUGUCGACGACGAGUGCGUGCUCCCCGAGGACCCCGAAGGCGAGACCAAGGUGGACAAGAUGGGCAACCUCAAGGGCGGGCGCGAGUACCGCUGCCGGACGUUCAAGGUGCUGGGCCGAGGCAACCGUCUCUACAUGCUGUCGACGGAGCCGGCGCGAUGCGUCGGCUUCAGGGACAGCUACCUCUUCUUCACCAAGCACCGCAAGCUGUACAAGAUCAUUGUGGACGACGAGGAGAAGCGCGACAUGAUUGAGCGGGACAUCAUCCCCCACUCGUACAAGGGCCGGUCAAUAGGCAUCGUCACGGCCCGGUCCGUGUUCCGGGAGUUUGGAUCCAGAAUCGUCGUGGGCGGCAAGCGCAUCAUUGACGACUACAACGUGGCUCAGGCUCGCGCCGAGGGCGCGGUCGAGGGAGAGCUGGCGGACCCGGAGGAUCGCUACGUGGUGGGGGAGCCGUACAACAAGAACCAGUACGUUGCGUGGCACGGCGCCAGCUCAGUAUAUCAUACGAACGCCCCUUCGGUGCCGGUGCCCACGGGCAAGGUCGAGUCCAAGAAGCGCAAGGUCAAUGUCAAUGACACCAACUGGAUGCUGGAGCAUGCGCGAGAAGCCAGUGCUUUCAACGCGGGCAUCAAUGCUAUUAGGAAACUGAACAACAACGGCGUCUACGACAUUCACACAAACAUCAUGCAGUAUCCGGCCGCCAUGCAGCCGACACUGGCGCGCAUCGAGCAGGUGGCGCCACAGGACGAAGAGGCCACCAGAGGCGAUGCCAAGUUUCCCCCGGUUCCUCUCAAGAUGGCCAGGAACUUUUUCGUCACCGACACCUACUUUGAGACGCCAGCAGCAGGCGGCGCGCUCGCGGCAAGCAAGAGGUCGGAUCCGGCAGACUUUGUCGCGCAGUUCAACGGGCUGAGCGCCGUGUCGGACGAGAUUAAGGCUCUGCUACCUCCGGAAUGCCGCGAGGCUUUCGACAAGGCGCUGCAGAGGGAGGAGGACUGGAGAUCACGCUGGGGUCCUGAAGCAACACACAUGUCGCGGAGGGAUCCCAUCAUUGACAAGGCCAUUGUUCCAUACAAUAUGACUGGAUGAU